Molecule: messenger RNA, 465 nt
Organism: Talaromyces rugulosus
Lineage: Eukaryota; Fungi; Ascomycota; Eurotiomycetes; Eurotiales; Trichocomaceae
Exons: 1
Coding region: 1-465 (154 amino acids)
Source: RefSeq, a predicted model, not a curated record
AUGAAGUUCACCUCUGCUGUCGCCGUCUCGGCCAUCGCCCUCGCCUCCCAGGUUGCCGCUUCUCCUAUGCAGAAGCGCGACAUCCCAAGCUCCUUCUACUCUAACAUGCCCAUCACCGGCUCCAUCUUCUCCUUCUCCGACGACGCCUCUUGCAACGAGAUCUUCUACCAGUCUGGAAGCUGCGGCUUUUCCACGUACUUCACCUCGCAGUUCCCCAGCUCCGCCGGCCAGGAGUUCAUCGCCCUGUCCGCCGCGGACAUGGACCAGUUCGGCGCUGCCCAGAACGACGAGCUCUGCGGAAAGACUAUUGACAUCACCGGCCCCAACGGUGUCACCAAGCAGGCUGUCGUUGCUGACCGUGCUGGUGCCGACAUCAUCGACAUGUGCGCUGGCCUCUGGGAGGCUUUCGGAAGCGUCAACGGUGACGGCACCAACAUCCAGGUCCAAUGGAAGGUCUCCCAGUAA